Molecule: messenger RNA, 2715 nt
Organism: Schistosoma spindalis
Lineage: Eukaryota; Metazoa; Platyhelminthes; Trematoda; Strigeidida; Schistosomatidae
Source: the annotation of a GenBank genome assembly
AUGGCCAAUGAAAUCUCUGGAGCACAGGCAUUAGACGAUUUUCACGUGUCUUUCGAUUCAUUUCAUUCAGGUGAAACUCCCAAAACAGCAUCUGACGCCACAAAGUUUUUUCUUAUUGAUGCAAAUGAAGUUCUAAAUACUCCAACUGCAAUAUCUAAGACUUCAAGUUCAGGGGGAUUGUUUUUUGCCGAUGAUUUCCAUAAACGUCUACCUGUCCUCAACUCACUUUCAAAUGACCACCAUUCUUCAGUAGCAGUAGAAUGCGAACAUCCUAAUGCAACCGAUAAUACUGAGAAACCUGGUGUUCCACAUGCAAAUCCUGAGAUUUUACAAACAGAAAAUUUGUUUAUACCCCAAUUUGGAUUAAAUCAGCAAUCUGAAGUUAACACAUCAACUGGACCGUCUGUGUUAUAUUUAAACCAUCUUUCUCCUGACAGUACUACAGCAAAGAUCGAUUCUGUGCCUGUUUCAUUGAAAUUGGAAUCAGGUGAUAAUACUGCAGCAUCUUUCCAAUCAGUUAUUACUAAAGCUGAUAAUAAUGCUACAGUUGGGCUGAAUGAUUUGCCACUCUUAACUAAUGCAUUAUCAAAUCUUGAAAACACGGGCAUCACUGUUGAUCAGACGGCUGUUUCACAUUCGACUUACCUGACAAAUAGAUCUAAUACUACAACCGCCAGUCUACCAACGAUAUCUAGCGCUGUUAUCCUUAGCAAUAUUGGUCUUACACAAAAUCCUUGUUUGUCCGUUUCAGCAGACACUAAUCCUGUUUCCGGAAUAGCUUUUUCAACUAGAAAUCAGCCUCCUUACAUACCAGCCCCACUUGUUCUUGGAAACGGGCUAACGCUAACCACAUUGUUGACUGCUGAGAACAGCAGUGGUCUUCUAACACCUACAACUCCCAACACUACUUUCUUGCCACUUCUUGCAUCCCCUGGUCCUGGAGGUUUUUAUACACCUGGAGUGUUAACUGGUCUAGCUAAUCCAACAGGUACUUUUUCAUUUCUAUCCCCCGUUCCAAACCUAUUGGCAAGUAGUAAUGCGGAAGCAACUAAUAUUUCCAUCGGUGGAAGUUUCGCACAGACUUCUGUUACAGCGGAUAAUAUAGUCAAGCAAGAACAUAUGUGCUUCACUGACACAGUAACAGUUGAUGAUGGUUUGAUUAAUACGACACAUAAAUCCGUUAUAAAUAAUUCUUCUGAAUGUGCACCUGAUACAACGGUUGUCACUGAAGAUGACGUUGGUGAUAAUGAUUAUUCAUCUAAAUCCACGCUGAAAGGCGCUGGCAUCUCAAGGAGGCGCAAAUCGACAACUCGUAAUAAGAGUCGAAUAGUUAGAGGAGAAUAUGGAGUUCAUUCUGAAAUAGAAAUUCAGGCAGGAAUAACAUCUAGUAUACCUGAAAGAAUAUCAGAAAAGCCUCACAAAUGCACGUCAUGUAACAAAUGCUUCUCACGAUCUGAUGAACUUACAAGACAUGCAAGAAUUCACACUGGUGCGAAACCUUUUAAGUGUGCUGAAUGUCAAAGGGAAUUUUCGCGUUCAGAUCAUCUAACUACACACAUGAGAACGCACACUGGUGAACGACCAUUCGUUUGCGAUAUAUGUGGUCGCAGUUUUGCUCGUUCUGAUGAACGUAAGCGUCAUACAAAAGUGCAUCAAAAGAGUAAUCAAAAACUUCCUAACUGUGACUUGAAAGUGAAUGUAACUAAAAGUUCAAUAAAUUCAACCUCUGAUUCUAAGACAAACUGUGGUGAGAAACGUAGCGUCCCACAAGCGACAAAAUGUUACGACACAGCUAAAAAUCCUCGUAAACUGAAAAUAGAAGAUCUGGCAGAUAGCUCUACUUUUCAGUCUAAUCCUAUAAGUGUAGAAAAAGUAAGUGUACUUAACGAUGGAAUCAGUGUUAAUCAACCUAUCCCAGAACAGAGAUUACUUCUCGCUACUUGUGAUUCUCAUCCCGGGCAGCUUACUUUACAUGCUUUCCCCAGUUCAACAGGUCUAGGUGGUUCCAGUGUCAUAUCGCCCCACUCGCAAUUAGUCUUUGCAGCUUUGCCUUCUAUGUCACUCUCCGCAGUUCCUAUUCUGAGUCAAGUUAACACUGAGAUUGCAAACACUUUUAAUCUUGCAACCGGAACAUUUGCUACACAACCUCAUGGUCACUUUUUGGCAGUGUCAUCUACACCACUGUCGAGCUGUAUUUCUAAUUCAACUGAAGGUAAUAUAGUAGUAUCACAGAACCAAGCUGUUUCUUCAGUAUCCCCAAGCUUUGCGUUAUUAUCUACCAUCCCAUCACAGCAUCAAAAUGAAAUGAGCACAGAAUGUGUGCAUGGGACUUCCAUGAACAAUGUGAUAUCAUCGACGUGCAUCACAACACCGACCAUACCGAAUUGUUACACUAUACGUGCUUCACUUUUCCCCCAACCAGUUCAAACAUAUCCUUCCGGAUUUCAUCAUUCUCAAACUUCGCCCUAUUUCACUGCCAUAGCAUGUUCUCCGGACGGCCUGAAUGCUAAUCAAGCUGGCGCAUUCUUCGCUCCUAUGAUAGCUCCCACUCAGUUACCUGCUAAUACUACUGUUUCAGGCACCGAUCUCCCUACCAGCUUCCAUCCAGCACAAGCUAAUCUUCAGCCGGAAUUCGUAGCUACAGCUGAUGGUAUUUCUCCUACUAGUUUACUUACAGGCACCCCAACAUGUAUUUUUAUUACUCCGAAUCCGUAA